This is a messenger RNA of Effrenium voratum, 1535 nucleotides long. The record is from the annotation of a GenBank genome assembly. NCBI's taxonomy places the organism in Eukaryota, Dinophyceae, Suessiales, Symbiodiniaceae.
AGCAUUUUUUGGUUGUCCUAUACUCCGAUUCCGUUGGCAAGGUACAGUUUUUAGAUGCCGCACACUGCCUUCUUCAGGCAGGACUCGAACGACUCAGCCAUGGAGCCGCUCAGGGAGCAGGAGGAGACCUUGUAUCCGCAAAUGGCGGCACACGUGGAGAGGCGAACCAAAGCCGGGCAGGCAAAGUUGCAGCCGGCCAGGAAUCAGCCGCAGCGUCAGCUUUGGGCUGACAUCACCACGGAUGACGAGGAUACCUUUCCCAGCUGGUCGCCUUCCAGCUCCAGAAAGGAGCAACAGUCCAAGGUGCUGACUGAGACCAGCAAAAAAGGCCUGAGCUGGGACCCUUUAGGCCUGGGAUCGUCUGAUAUUGCAGACGUUUUGUGGAACAAGAUGUCGAGGGCUGGAGCCAGUCCUCAAAACAAAGCCAUAUUUGACAAGUGGUCCACAGCCACGUGCUCCGCGGAGACCCUCGCAGAGACCGAGCACACAGACGAGGCCGGCAGCGUGUCCGAGUUCUCAACCACCGAGGCUAGCCAGACCGAUGAGAGUGUGGAGCAAGCGCCGCCGCAGAAAAUGGUGAUGCCAAUGCCAUUGCCAAUGCAGCCCGUGCCGAUGUUGCAGGUGCCCCAAGUGCAGCAGGUGCAGCAGGUGACGAUGCAGGUGCCGAUGCAACAGAUGCAAAUGCAGGCCCCCAUGCAGGUUCAGCAGCGCGUCAUGGUGGCAGUUCCCAUGCCGCCUAUGCACCCAGGCAUGGGCAUGAUGCCGUUCAUGCCGAUGAGCGGCCCGAACGGCAUGAACGUCAUGCCGAACAGCAUGCUUAACUUCCAGUACCCGGCGCAACAGCAAGCCCAGAACUGGCAGCAGGAGCAGGAGGAGAGCAUCCUGUCCACAGGCCCGCCUGUUGGCAAGUCCCACCGCUUCCACCAGAAGAGCUCCUGCAUGGGCGUCCUGUCUUCCGACGCGCGCACCUUCACAAAGCGCUACAACAAGGGCAGGCUGAGUAUCAUCAGCGAGAACAAGGUCCACUUCCAGGGCUCUGUGCGCUAUGCGGUCCAAUUCACUGACGGCGAGCUUUGCAGUGCGGAUGGAGUGGGCUUUAUUCUUUCGUCGGAUUUGCCCUGCACUCGGAACAUCCAGAAGAUUGUGUCCAUCUUCGCCAACCGCACAGGUCGUAUUUGUGUGCGAGUCCACGAUGAGGUGGAGCGCUGCCAGGAGCGGGUGAAGUGCCUGGAGAUCGGCGACUGGCUAGAGGUGGGUGCUGACCUGGUGAACCAGACAGUGAGCUUCACAGUGUGGCCCCAGGACGGCUCAGCCCCAUCCUUCGCCACAGUCUCCUUCAAAGAGAUCCUCAAGCAGGCCCGAGGCAAAGUGAGCGGUCUGCCUCGCAACCCUUGUGGCUUUCUGGCAGUGGUGGUCAAGCACCUGGGGGUGUCAGUGAGUUUCGGAUCCUAAUUCCGUAGAAACAGAAGAAGUGUAAAGGAAGACACGUGCGGAAGAUGCCGAACUUCGACGCACGUGUGAGUCUUUGGAGGCCA